CGCCGCGCUGCGACGGGAUCAUGCCGCCGCGCCCUGCGCCACCGAUCGACCGAUCUCAGGCGGUGUAAUCCGGGGAGCCGAUGAUCGACUUGACCCGUGAUCCUUGCUGAAAUCAGCUGAUCGAUCGUCGUAAAGCGAGGCAGGGGAUCAAAAUGUGACGUCCGAUGUGUCUCUGACGGUUUCGCAUGAACGACCGGACGCGUAUAGCGCUGGACUCGAUAAGGGUAUCCUGGACGACAUGAAUUCAAGCGGAGAGUCUGGCGGAACGAUGUCCGACGAUUACGAGGUGGGGGGCUGCAGUGUCCCGGAAGAGGAGACAGGCUCGAAUCUGCCGACGUGGGAGGCCGUGGUGGCCACGUUGACCUUGAGCUUUCUCAUAGUCGCGACAGUGUUCGGCAACAUGCUGGUGAUCCUGAGCGUGUUCACGUACAGGCCGCUACGGAUCGUCCAGAAUUUCUUUAUCGUCUCGCUGGCAGUGGCCGAUCUCGCGGUGGCGAUACUCGUGAUGCCAUUUAACGUAACCUACCUGCUACUGGGCAAGUGGAUCUUCGGCAUUCAUCUAUGCAAACUGUGGCUGACGUGCGACGUGCUCUGUUGCACCGCCAGCAUCCUCAAUCUCUGCGCGAUCGCGAUGGACCGUUACUGGGCGAUCACCGAUCCAAUCAACUAUGCUCAAAAGCGCACCCUCAAGCGAGUUCUCGGCACGAUCGCCGGCGUGUGGAUCCUCUCGGGUGCUAUCAGUUCGCCGCCCUUAGCCGGCUGGAACGACUGGCCGGAGGAACUGGAACCAGGUACGCCCUGCCAACUCACCAGACGCCAGGGCUACGUCGUAUACUCGUCCCUGGGCUCGUUCUUCAUACCAUUGCUGUUGAUGAGCCUUGUCUAUCUGGAGAUCUUCCUGGCGACGCGCAGGAGACUGCGGGAACGAGCUCGACAGAGCAGGCUGGGCCCGGUGCAGUCCACGAGACACCGCGAGACCGACGACGCCGAGGAAUCGGUCAGCUCGGAGACAAAUCACAACGAGCGCUCGACGCCCCGUUUGCAGGCGAAGCCGUCGCUGAUCGACGACGAGCCUACCGAGGUAACGAUAGGCGGUAGCGGAACCACCGCGUCUACCAGACGUGCCGCCGGUGCCGGUGAUGCUGUGGCCACCUCGGCGACCGUCUACCAGUUCAUCGAGGAACGACAGCGGAUCUCGUUGUCCAAGGAGAGACGCGCGGCGAGGACCCUGGGCGUCAUCAUGGGCGUAUUCGUUGUCUGCUGGCUGCCAUUCUUCCUCAUGUACGUCAUCGUGCCGUUCUGUCCGGCCUGUUGCCCAUCGGAUCGGAUGGUGUACUUCAUCACGUGGCUCGGUUAUGUCAAUAGCGCUCUCAAUCCCCUCAUAUAUACGAUCUUCAAUCUCGAUUAUAGAAGAGCGUUCAGGCGACUGCUGCGAAUGCGCUGAGGUUCUUAGGAUUUGUCGACGCGGAGCAUCCUCGCGACUGGCCGAUCUCUCGAAUCUCUUGCUCCAGUGACAGCAAGCGAAGCGGAAUCUCGCGGUGAUCGAUUGAUAGGAGUCGCCGCUCUGUACCCGCGGGACUUUCGUCCGCUAAUCAAGUCGAGAGUCAUUAAAUAAGUUCUUCGUCCAGGGAGAAGCGUAUUAUUUGCGCGUAGCCGCACGUCGCAAUUAACGGAAAUUUUGACGCCUCGCUUACCUCGAGAUUGCUUGUUUGCCCGCACAGCUCGUUAUAUUAUGCGGUAAAAACUUAAACGCAGUCAGCACAAAGACGACGAUGAAACGAGAGAACCCGGAGCAAGUAAGUUACCGGAUCGUAAAUUGAUGGAAUUAUUAUCCUUUCACGACAAGUUACGAACCGAUCCUACGAAACUUGAGUCGAGGCGGUAAUUUAUUUUUAACUAAGCGUUUAAUUAAGAUAUCGAUCUUAGCGCGAGCAGCAAUAUUCGUGUUAAUGAGAGCAAUGCGUAGAAGAAAUCUCUGUUUUUCAUGUCGAAAAAGAGAGAAAUUUGCGCGCAAGUUUCAUUAAUUCUCGUUCUGUCAUAUUCAAGAAUGACAGGGAAAAAUGAAUGAUUUUUGUUUACGCGAAAAUUGUUAAAAUUGAUAGGAUUAAUCUAGACUCCUAAUAUCGUGGACCCAAAGAAAAUUUUUUAAUUUGAAUUACGCGACUUUCAAAGUAAAUUUAAAUUUCGAACAAAAACUAAAACGCCAGGAAUCUGAAUUCCUUCAACUGACAUAACGGAUUGCCGUGAAAAUUCUAACAGAGCAACGUGCACUUAUCUAUAUAAGUUUCGCGAAAAUUUAUCAAGAAUUUCAAGAAGAAUGUUGAGGGAGGAAAUGGAUGUAGCUUCAUCCGAGAGAUGCAGGCGGUGCAUCGCAAUCAAGAUUGGCAGCCGGGCCAGCGCUAAUUCGUCCCUGAAGAGUUGCCGAGGGCAACAAAGUUGCGAAGCGAAAUUUUUCGCGGGUGCAAUAAAGGAAAUUAUGCCCCCCCUCCCCCCUUGUGUUGGCCGGCUACCCCAUCUUCCCCUAACAUCAUCGCGAGAGGCUCCAUCAGCUUCACACCACGAAUCUCUCAUCUCGCGCGGUUUCAGAGAUUAAUCUACAGCCGUUAGAAAAUGAUUAAUGAUAUUGAAUUUAGCACUCUCGAGAAAACGUAAUAAAAGUACGAUCUAUCACGGUCAACAAUGCUCACUACCGGAUUUGUAGACCGGAAUUGAGGUCAUGAGUCUCGCGGGAGAGACUCGCGUUCUCGCCGAUCUCGCGAGAAGCCACCCUCUUUCCUUCAUCCCUCGCGCGACAAUC
Molecule: messenger RNA, 2797 nt
Organism: Cataglyphis hispanica
Lineage: Eukaryota; Metazoa; Arthropoda; Insecta; Hymenoptera; Formicidae
Product: tyramine/octopamine receptor
Exons: 3
Coding region: 239-1444 (401 amino acids)
Biological process (GO): adenylate cyclase-activating adrenergic receptor signaling pathway
Cellular component (GO): membrane
Molecular function (GO): octopamine receptor activity
Source: RefSeq, a predicted model, not a curated record